AUGACAGAAACUAAAUUUCAUCCUGCUCUUGCCGUUAACAACGUCAAGAACUUCAUUUCUAUCACUCUUGAGAUGGAAAAAGGCCACUCCUCUUCCUGGGCAGAGUUAUUUAAAAUUCAUUGCCGAGCAUACCAAGUCAUCGACCACAUCAUCCCUCCUACUCAACGGACUUCUGAGCCAGCCAAGGAAAAGGCAGUCGCACGUGAUGACGAACUUUGGUCACACCUGGAUGCUAUAAACCGGAUUCUACUGCUCAACAAGCAUGGGAGCGAUUGCAUAAUAUUUUACAAGACAAUAAGAAUUCUCGAGCUGUCUACCUGGAAAAUCAAUUCACUCAUGUUCAUCUGGAUGAUUUUCAAACUGUUUCUGCCUAUUGUCAAGAACUCAAAAUGCUUGCCGAUCAACUAUCAAAUGUUGGUGCACCAGUAUCGAAUAAACGGAUUGAUUCUCGAAGAAACCCGUAAGGCCAAGCAAACUGCAGCCUCUGCUAGUGCUGCAGGUAUAGCCCUUUUCACUGCCAAUAAUUCUACUAAUGAAUCCAAGGGUUCAUAUUCUGGCUCAGUCAAUGCACUAAACCGUCAUAACACUACUUCGAAACGUGGACAGAAUCGCAAUAACAAUCGGGGCAAAGACAAUGGCAAUAGAGGGCGUGGUCGUAGUGGCAAUAACCAUGCUAAUGGUGGCAGCAACCACACACAGCAGUCGCAACAGCGAACAUGGCAACAACAGCCACAACAAUGGGGACAGUAUCCACUAUGGGGUUGGGCACCGCAGCCUUGGGCAGACCCUCCAUGUCCGUACCCUACCUCUUCUUGGACUCGGCCACCACCAGCUCGUCAGCCUAGUAUCCUUGGCAAUCGUCCACAGCAAGCUUAUGCAGCCUCUGUACCAACUUCUUCAAGUUAUGAUCCAACUGAAAUUGAACAAGCAAUGCAUACUAUGACUCUUAAUACUCCUGAUACGAAUUGGUACAUGGACACCGGUGCAACCUCACACAUGACGGCCUCUCCAAGUAAUCUUUCGUCUUAUUUUAAUAUGAGCAAUUCCAAAACUAACCUACCUCCUCCUCACCCCCCUUUACAUUUAAACAAUGUCCUUCAUGCACCUAAACUCAUUAAAAACUUAAUAUAUAUGUGUCGUUUCACAAUCGACAAUAAUAUAUCUAUUGCUUUUGAUCCUUUUGGAUUUUCUGUGAAGGAUUUUUAGACGAGGAUGCCAAUAAUGAGAUGUAAUAACACUGGGGAUCUUUAUCCUAUCACCAUAACCCUAACCUAUCGUGCCACCUCCCCAUCCACCUUUGUCGUUUUUUGUCUGGUUCUAUGGCAUAAUCGCUUAGGACACCUAGGACCACCUGUUUUACACUCUCUUCAGAAUAAUCAGUUUAUUGAUUGUAAGCAUUUUUCUUACACCUCAGUUUUUCAGUCUUGUAUUUUUGGGAAACAAGUCAGGUUACCUUUUUAUGACUCGUCUUCUUG
This is a messenger RNA of Ricinus communis (castor bean), 1475 nucleotides long. RefSeq lists its product as uncharacterized. Bases 1 to 1206 code for a protein of 401 amino acids. The record is from RefSeq and is a predicted model, not a curated record. NCBI's taxonomy places the organism in Eukaryota, Viridiplantae, Streptophyta, Magnoliopsida, Malpighiales, Euphorbiaceae. The transcript is spliced from 3 exons.